Molecule: messenger RNA, 2734 nt
Organism: Dreissena polymorpha
Lineage: Eukaryota; Metazoa; Mollusca; Bivalvia; Myida; Dreissenidae
Exons: 6
Coding region: 483-1394 (303 amino acids)
Source: RefSeq, a predicted model, not a curated record
AUUCCUAAAAAAAGCACACCUGAGAGAUUCUAAUUAAACGUUCCUGAAAUAAAGUAAACAAUAAGGUUGAUGUGUAUUGAUUGUGUUUCUUCACAAAUGUUACUUAAAUUAGUCCUUCAACAAUUGUUAUAACACAAAAGACGGACUUCAGACGUCAAUCUGAAUACAAAAAGAUUACGUCACUAUAUCGCUGACGUAACGCCGUUGUAAUUGACGUCAAUGACGUCGAGCGUCAUGGUAACAGGGAUGAACGUGUUUUUUCAAGUUGGGCCGGUAUCAGAUGGAUAAGUAUUAUUUUUUUAUUCUUUUUAUAUUUUAUUGUAAGCUUAACCACUUAUCAUAGCAUAUAUUUGCCUGGAAUGAAAUUAUCAUAUCAUUGUAAUAUGUGCCAAUUAUGACGUCCUAAAUGUACAUUUGUCGAGAGAAGAAUCGGCAACUGGUAGAAGAAGGUCCAUUUAAAAUCCGGUUCCGUUGCCUAGGUAAUGCCGAAAUCGAGCCAGACGCUCAUACUUAAGAAAGGCGUAGUGACGGAGGAUGAAGUGCGACCGACGUCGUCGGGACAUCGGUCGGGAUCUCAGUGCUCUGUGCCGACAGGUGUGAGAUCGAGUCCACAGUGCGCGUUCCGUAACCCGGCCCGCUGCAGCAUCGUGACCGUCUACAACUUGGAGCAGAGGCUGGUGGGAGUGGGUCGGGACGUGCCGGACCGGGACGCUGUGUAUACCCUUGGGCGCGAGUCUGCGCAACUCUUCAGACAUCAAACGCUACCGAAGGGUUACACCAACAUCCUCGCAUUCGAUCCGGACUCGAAAUCAUAUCAUUGGUGUGCACUGGGCGAGACUGGUUCCUCCACGGAAGUUUAUUACGUGAACAGCCGGCCCACUUCCGGCCGAUGUCGGCCCUUCGCCGCCGGACCAGACAGAUCGUCCAUCUCUUUAGAGCAGCCGGUCAGUCCUUUCCAGUAUCAGAAGUUACUCGCUCUUGGUUUCCGGCCCAGUACCCUCUUGCUGGACCCGGACUGCGUGUAUGACGCUACCAGUCACCGCGCUUGUAGUACGCAUGCGCCGCGAUCCCGUAAGGAGAGCCCGCAGAAACCGGACGCAACAAGCGGGACCGCGGCGCGGAGCGCUGUUGAUCCACAAAUUGACGCGGUAACGCCGGAUGAUUUAGCUUGCCCGGAGGCCGAUGUCAUGCGCAGUGACAACAUCAACCGGAUCGCCCCAAGUCUGCACAUGCGCAGUGACACAUCACCCAGUCGUCCGAAUGCCGCAGUUUUCAGUUUCCGGAACAACGAAAGCGUGUCUCACUCGGAGAGGGACGAGGGCUUAUCUACGUGUAGAACAUCAUCAAGGUUCAAUGUGGGACACACGUCCCGGAUACUUUCCAACUGUCUGUGAUGUUCCGGAGCGGAUACCGAUCGUUGGAGCAUCUGUUUCCACGCUUGCUUAGACGGGAACAAACCUGAUUGUAAAUACCCGUCUAAACACGAUUGCAGUUGGUAUUUAUACAGCAGUCUGUAGAUUUCCGGAACGAAGCCUUUAGUUUGUUUGUCGUUAUUCAGGUAUCGUACAAGUCUGUUAAUGAACACUUGUUUGGCAAGGUAUUGGUUUGGUAAACGACAUAAUUGACCAAAAAACAAAGAUAUUGUUUUGGCGUUGUCCGUCCGUCUUUCCGUCCGUCCUUUCGUCCGUCCGGCACUUUUGUGUCCGGAGCCCUAUCUUUGAAGUGCUUUGGCGGAUUUCAAUGAAACUUGGCACGAGUAUAUAUAUGGAUAAGAGGAUGUUGCACGCCUAAUGGCAUUGUACACCAUCUGUUAAUAACAGAGUUAUGGCCCUUUGUAUCUUGGAAAAAUGCUUUUUUGUGUCCGGAGCCAUAUCUUGGAAGUGCUUUGGAGGAUUUCAAUUAAACUUGGUAUGAGCAUAUAUAUGGAUAAGAGGAUGUUGCACGCCUAAUGGCAUUGUACACCAUCUGUUAAUAACAGAGUUAUGGCCCUUUGUAUCUUGGAAAAAUGCUUUUUUGUGUCCGGAGCCAUAUCUUGGAAGUGCUUUGGCGGAUUUCAAUUAAACUUGGUAUGAGUAUAUAUAUGGAUAAGAGGAUGUUGCACGCCUAAUGGCAUUGUACACCAUCUGUUAAUAACAGAGUUAUGGCCCUUUGUAUCUUGGAAAAAUGCUUUUUUGUGUCCGGAGCCAUAUCUUGGAAGUGCUUUGGCGGAUUUCAAUUAAACUUGGUAUGAGUAUAUAUAUGGAUAAGAGGAUGAUGCACGCCUAAUGGCAUUGUACACCAUCUGUUAAUAACAGAGUUAUGGCCCUUUGUAUCUUGGAAAAAUGCUUUUUAGUGUCCGGAGCCAUAUCUUAGAAGUGCUUUGGCGGAUUUCAUUGAAACUUGGUAUGAGUAUAUAUAUGGAUAAGAGGAUGAUGCACACCAAAUGGCAGUGUACAACAUUGGAUAAUAAAGGAGUUAUGGCCCUUUGUAUCUUGAAAAAAUGCUUUUUUGAGUGUCAAAUAUAACACUUUUGUGUCCAGAAGCAUAUUGGCGGGGGAUAUCGAAUUUGCUUGUUGAAACUAUGUCAUCAUGAUAAUUUGUGUCGUUUGGUAUAUGUACCAUAGCAUGUACCAACAAGAGCACCGCCUUGCGGGUGCAGACCGCUCAUCUAUUUUCUUUUUAAAGGUGAAGGGACUCUCAUUUUCAAUCACAAAGGAGGGAGGGGUGGAGUGAAGAGGGGUGUAUAGUGUGGGGG